UGUCCAGCUCUAACAUAUUUCGGAUUUGUUUUUAUUUAUUCCAGCAUUCAGCCAUAACAAUUCGAAAAUUUAUCUGAAAUGGAAAUGUCAGACGGCCAACCAUUCGAAAAGCGCAUCAAAACCGAACCAGAAAUUAUUCUAUCGGAGCCAGAUCAUCACCUAAUUUCAAACGUUUCAGAUUAUGAUCAUCUGGAGCUAACAACACAGGAGCGCAUAAUAUCUGUUAUUCGAGCGGAAAAUCAAGAACUAAGGGGAUCCCUUGAAGCGCUACAGAGAAAUGUAACAUUGCUCUCAGAAACAGUGGUCUCUCAGACGGAAUUAAUCAAGCAAUUAUUGAACCGACAGCAGAUCAAUAGUAUAUUACAAAUUAGCACUUUCAAUUUUCCCAUAAAAACAGAAGAAGAUCUGUUCUACAUAGACAAAGAUAUAACGUUGGUCUCCCAAGUCAAAUAUGUUAAUGAAAUGAAAAAUAUAUUUAGUCAAGCGCCGCUAUCGAAAUCAUUAAAAAAGGUUCUGGCCGUAGAACUAGUCCUGGACUUUAAUAUAGACGGGGUGCAAAAGAAGAAAAGUCUGCGAGCUUACAAACAAUUUUUCUCUGCCCUUAUGGAGGCCGUUCGGUUGACCGAUAGCACUCAGCCUGCGGAAAAGGCACUCCGAAAAGCCAUGCAUUGCGUUAAAAACAAUGCAUGCAAAAGAAAAGUAAGGGCAGAAAAAAACUACAUUAUCGAUUUGGAAUAAGGCAAGAAUUAUAAUAAAAAGAGUGAUAAUUAGAAAGUAAGGAAAUAAACGAGUUAUUUUAAAAUCUUAAACUCA
Messenger RNA from Drosophila rhopaloa, 813 nucleotides. RefSeq lists its product as uncharacterized. The transcript has 6 exons. Lineage: Eukaryota; Metazoa; Arthropoda; Insecta; Diptera; Drosophilidae. The record is from RefSeq and is a predicted model, not a curated record. The coding region runs from base 79 to 738 and encodes 219 amino acids.